Molecule: messenger RNA, 7884 nt
Organism: Phascolarctos cinereus (koala)
Lineage: Eukaryota; Metazoa; Chordata; Mammalia; Diprotodontia; Phascolarctidae
Gene: COL16A1
Product: collagen type XVI alpha 1 chain
Source: RefSeq, a predicted model, not a curated record
CAGGGCAGCUCGGUCCAGCCCCUUCGAACCCCCAGCUUAGCUUAACUGGCCUCGGAGCCCCCUUCCUCGGCGGACGGCCCCGCCACAGCUGGCUCUCAUUAGCUGAAGGCCUGGCGAGGGGCCAGCCUCCACCCGCCUAGUCUCCCCCUCUCAGCCGCGGCCCGGCAGGCCCGCCAGUCUUAGGCUCGCUCUAGAAGGGGACACAGCAAGAGCACCACGAGCAGGUCGGGAACCCCAGGUCCCAGGAGAGCCUGUGGGGGGGUCCCCCAGCCCACUCACCCCUGGUCCCCAAGGCCCAGGCAGCCAGGUUCUUGGCCCCACUCCCAGCCUGGGGGCGGGUGCCCAGGCAUCCGUCAGGCCUCAGGCAGGCCUGCCUCCUUCCCAGGUGACAUCUGGAGUCCAGCAUGUUGGCAGCUUGGGCUCCAGCACUGUGGCUGAUCAGCCUGUGGGUCACCUGUGGCAGUCAAGAAGCGGACACUGGUGAACAAUGCCCAACCCUGCAACAAGAGGGGCUGAGGCUAGAGGCCGGUGGUGAUGCCCCAGCCAACAUGACAGGUUUCAAUCUCAUCAAGAGGUUUGCCCUCAUGAAGGUCUCAGCCAUCAAAAGGAUCCGGAACCCCAAAGGGCCCUUCAUUCUGCGGCUGGGGAAUGCCCAGAUUGCUCUCCCCACAGCCCAGGUGUUCCCUGGGGGUCUCCCUGACCAGUUUGCAAUAGUGCUGACCCUUCUGCAAAAACAGACAAGCAAAGACACCUGGUAUUUACUGCAAGUGACUGAUAAGGAUGGGUACCCACAGAUCUCCUUGGAGGUCAACAGUCAUGACAAGAGCUUGGAGUUCCGGGCCCGUGGCUUGGAUGGCGACUUUGUGUCCUGCAUCUUCCCUGUGGCCCAGAUCUUUGACCUGCACUGGCACAAGCUGGUGCUGAGUGUGACCGGGCGAGUGGUCUCUGUCCACGUGGACUGUGCCUCCGUCUCCUCACAACCCUUGGGUCCGCGGCAUGUGGUGCUUCCCGAGGGCCACGUCCUCCUGGGCGUGGAUGCCGAGCGAGGCAAGCCCGUCUUUUUUGAUUUACAGCAGGCCCACAUCUACUGUGACCCUGCCCUGGUGAUGGAGGAAGGCUGCUGUGAGGUCUCACCAGCUGGGUGCCCUCAGGAGGCCUCCAAGGCCCGGCGGGACACCCAGAACAAUGAGCUCAUCGAGAUUAGUCCACAGGCCGAGGGCAAGGUCUACACUCGAUGCUUCUGCCUGGAGGAGCCGCAGGGCAGCAAGGUGAAUGCUCAGCUCUCAGGAAAUGCUGAAGUACAGAAAGAGAAAGAAAGCAAGGACCCCUCCUGGCUAGAGAAGACUAUGCCAGCGGAUGAGUGCCCACCCUGUGCCAGCCAUGCCAUGGAGAACAAUGUCACACUGGGUCCUCCUGGUCUUAAGGGUGGGAAAGGUGAGCGGGGUCUACCUGGCUCUGAAGGACCCAAAGGAGAGAAAGGAGCUCGGGGUUCUGACUGUGUCCGUACCUCCCCGGAGGCCCCUCUCCAGUGCGCUGAAGGUCCCAAGGGUGAAAAGGGAGAUCGAGGAGACCCGGGUCCCACUGGAAUUACUGGAUCGACUGGGCAGAAGGGUCAGAAAGGAGAGAGAGGAGAUGCAGGCUUCAAGGGUUCCGUGGGGAAGCCUGGCCGAGAUGGCCGGCCUGGGGAGAUCUGUGUCAUUGGGCCCAAAGGGCAGAAGGGUGAUCCCGGCUUCGUUGGACCAGAGGGACUGGCUGGAGAGCCAGGGCCCCCAGGACUCCCAGGACCCCCUGGGAUCGGGCUGCCAGGAAAGCCCGGCGACCCUGGUGGCCCAGCUGGUCCAAAAGGAGACAAGGGAAGCUCUGGGUAUCCAGGGAAGGAAGGUCCAGGAGGAAAGCCUGGGAAACCAGGGAUACCAGGGCUGAAAGGAGAAAAGGGUGACCCCUGUGAAGUGUGUCCUACACUGCCCGAGGGGCUCCAGAACUUCGUGGGACUGCCAGGAAAACCUGGCCCAAAGGGGGAGCCAGGAGAGCCUGGCAAGCUCCAGGAUUACCUAGGCAGCGCUACGGGGAGGAAGGGCGACCGGGGAGAACCUGGCAUCAGUGGAAUGAAAGGUGAAAAGGGGGAGCCAUGUCUGUCCUGCAGCCCAGGCAUAGGUGCUCAGAACUUGCUGGGGAUCAAGGGAGAAGUGACUUUCCCAGGUUUUGGACUGCCUGGCCCCCCAGGGAAAGCUGGGGCACCAGGCCCAACAGGAAUUAAGGGAGAGAAGGGUAAUUUUGGUGAGAUGGGGCCAGUUGGCCAACCGGGGACUCCUGGAGCCAUGGGACCCACUGGCAUUAAAGGGGAGAAGGGGGAGCCAUGUGAGCAGUGCUUUUCCGUGUCAGAGACGUAUAAUGGGGCCCUCCCCGGACCUCCCGGGGAGAAAGGGGAACCAGGACAGCCUGGUAGUGGCCAGCCUGGGAAGCCGGGUAAAGCAGGGGACCCUGGAUUGAAGGGGCAGAAGGGUGAUGCAGGGAACCCAGGAGACCCUGGGAAGCCAGGCACCGAGGGACAGCCAGGGCUGUCAGGACAACCUGGGGUCAGGGGUCGUCCAGGGCCCAAAGGCGAAAAAGGAGAUGCCUGCGACGCCUGCCCCACACUGCAGGGAGAGUUUGCAGACGUUGUUGGAAUUCCUGGGAAACCUGGUGCCAAGGGAGACCAGGGCCCCGAGGGUGUGGGCCGGCCUGGCAAACCGGGACAGCCCGGCCUGCCUGGUGUGCAAGGCCCCCCUGGGCUGAAAGGUUUGCAGGGUGAGCCAGGGCCUCCGGGAUUGUCAGUCCAAGGUCCUCCGGGAGAGACCGGCAAUCGGGGUUUGCCCGGCACCAUGGGACCUCCAGGACCUCGGGGACCACCAGGCUUUGUUGGUGAGAAAGGUGCCAAGGGCUCUGCUGGGGUGAAAGGUGCCAUUGGACCCCCAGGACCCACAGGCCUCAGUGUCACCGGCCCCCCGGGCCGAGAUGGGCCUCGAGGGCAGCCAGGGCUGCCAGGAACCAGUGGGAUGCCGGGGGAGAAGGGAGUCCGAGGUGAAAAGGGAGAUCCAGGGGAGUGCUCCUGCCCCCCCGGUUCCCGAGGAGAACCUGUCUUCUCUGGCAUGCCGGGUGCUCCAGGACUUUGGAUCGGCAGCUCCUGGCAGCCGGGCCCUCAGGGUCCUCCAGGAGUCCCCGGACCUCCAGGACCCCCCGGAAUGCCUGGACGGCAGGGAAUACCUGGACACAAUGGUUUGCCAGGACUGCCUGGGCCAGCCGGAGAUUUGGGACCCCUAUCUGCAGAGGCUGAAAGACAUAUUCUGAAGAACAUCUGUGGGGAUUGUGCUCAAGCUCAGACAGGCCUUCCGACCGCCAGCCUGUUGAAAGGAGAGAAGGGUGACCAGGGCACCCCUGGGGUUCCAGGCCUCGACAACUGUGCCCGGUGCUUCCUAGAACGGGAUCGCCCCAGAGCCGAGGAGGCCCAAGGAAAUGGAGAGGGGGACCCAGAAUGUGCUGGGAGCCCAGGCCAGCCUGGCCCUCCAGGACUGCCAGGACAGAGAGGAGAAGAGGGUCCGCCUGGUAUGAGAGGCUCCCCGGGGCUUCCCGGGCCCAUUGGCCCCCCAGGUUUUCCUGGCGCUGUCGGCUCCCCCGGAUUGCCUGGUCUCCAGGGAGAACGUGGUCUCACAGGGCUGACAGGAGACAAGGGGGAGCCGGGCCCACCAGGACAGCCAGGCUACCCGGGUGCCAUGGGACCUCCAGGACUGCCUGGCAUCAAGGGAGAGCGUGGCUACACGGGUCCUGCCGGAGAGAAGGGAGAGUCGGGUCCACCAGGAGCUGAAGGUCUCCCAGGCCCCAUGGGCCCUGCAGGUCCCCGAGGAGAAAGAGGAGCCCAAGGUGGUGCUGGUGAGAAGGGAGACCAGGGAUUUCAGGGACAGCCAGGAUUCCCAGGCCCACCGGGGCCCCCAGGAUUCCCAGGCAAAGCAGGACCAGCUGGUCCACCUGGCCCCCCAGCUGAGAAGGGAAGUGAAGGAAUUCGAGGACCAUCAGGCAUGCCGGGCCCUCCAGGACCUCCCGGACCCCCUGGCAUACAGGGUCCUGCCGGCCUUGAGGGGCUAGAUGGGAAGGAUGGGAAGCCUGGUUUGAGGGGGGACCCUGGCCCUCCUGGACCCCCAGGACUCAUGGGAAUCCCGGGCUUCAAGGGAAAAACAGGACAUCCAGGCCUCCCUGGGCCCAAGGGUGACUGUGGUAAACCAGGCCCUCCUGGCAGCAGCGGACGGCCAGGAGCUGAGGGUGAGCCUGGCCCCAUGGGACCCCAGGGAAGACCUGGCCCACCUGGCCAUGCAGGUCCCCCUGGAUCUCCCGGCCAGCCUGGGCCUUCUGGGAUCAGUGGAAUCGGACUAAAAGGAGAUCGGGGAGCCCCAGGAGAAAGGGGUCUUGCCGGUCUUCCAGGUGAACCUGGCGCACCUGGGCACCCUGGACCCACAGGUGAGCCUGGCGCCGAUGGAGCGACUGGCAAAGAGGGACCUCCUGGAAAACCAGGACCUUAUGGCCUUGUUGGCCCGAAGGGUGACCCCGGAUCUGCAGGACAGAAGGGAGAGCCUGGAGAGAAGGGGAGAGCCGGCAUGCCGGGAGGACCUGGCAAGAGCGGCUCCAUGGGCCCUAUUGGGCCACCAGGGCCUUCUGGUGAGAGAGGCCACCCAGGUUCUCCAGGGCCUGCAGGGUCCCCAGGGAUGCCAGGACUGCCAGGAACAAUGGCAGACUCGGUGAAUUAUGAUGAAAUCAAGAGAUUCAUCAGACAGGAGAUCAUCAAAAUGUUUGAUGAGAGGAUGGCUUACUACACAUCCAGGAUGCAGUUCCCUGUGGAGAUGGCAGCAGCCCCAGGCAGGCCAGGGCCCCCGGGAAAGGACGGCUCUCCCGGCCGUCCAGGCUCUCCAGGCAGCCCUGGGCUCCCAGGACAGAUCGGCAGAGAAGGCCGCCAGGGCUUGCCGGGGAUGAGAGGUUUGCCUGGUACCAAAGGUGAAAAAGGAGACACUGGCAUUGGCAUUGCUGGAGAAACCGGUCUCCCUGGUCCUCCAGGUCCCCAAGGACCCCCAGGGUAUGGAAAGCUGGGCCCGACUGGGCCCAUGGGUCAGCAGGGGAUUCCUGGCAUCCCUGGCCCCCCGGGCCCUACAGGACAGCCUGGAAAGGCCGGCCACUGUAACCCUUCAGAUUGCUUCAGUGCCAUGCCCAUGGAGCAGCAGUAUCCACCAGUGAAAAGCAUGAAGGGGCCAUUUGGUUGAACUGAUGCGCUGACCAUCGGCAUUAAGGACUCUGUUGGAACAGCCAAAGCUCUGUGGUCCUUCUGACUGGUUGUGAAUGAUUCUUAAAAUUGCUGUUGAUAUUUUUUUAAAGAAAACACCUCCUCCAGUGCACGCACACACACACACACACACACACACACACACACACACACACACUCCAAUCCCCUGUUGGAGCUUACCUCUCCAAAUCUCAUGUCUGUCCUUGUACUCUGUUGGCCUGUUCCAGGUUUAGGAAAGGUAAUGUCCCUUGUCAUACGUGCUCAAGCCAGAAAUGGUCUGUAAGGAGGCUGCUCUAGAUGGUCCCUGACUCCAGAUUUCCUUUUUUUUUCAGCAGCUUCUCUUCCAGUUUUUUUUUUCCUUAUGCCUUAUUCCAUCAAGACGACAUCUCUGAGCCUCUCACUCCCUCCUCCUCCUCCUCCUCGGGAUGUUUCUCAGGAGGCCUGGAGAAGCAACUUAGCUUAUCCUUUGGGUGGCAAGACAAUGGAAGGGAGGUUCCAAAAUGCCACUUGUGACUCAUAGAGGUCCCUCCUCGCUCCCUUGCCUGAAAACAGUCUUGCCCUGAUAUUCAUCUCCACGUGUAGACUAUGACCAGAAUCCUGCCUGGUUUAGCUUUCCCUGCACCUUGGAGAAUGCCUGAGUUUACACUUGGCUGCCUGGCAGUGCUUUCAGGCAUGUUAUCCCUCCCCAUCGGUUCAGUAAUUCACUGAUGAUUGAAGGCCUAUGCAAAAGGGAGAAAGAUAAGCUCAUGUCCCCAGCAGAGACAGCUAGGGAACGCCUGGGGGGAAAUGAGGUGGAACCUCCUGUCGGUGAUAAUCUCCAGCCUUGUCUUCAAAAAAUGCUUCUGACAACCCCUUUUCCAAACUGCAAAUUGCAUCAGCUGGGAUUCUAACUCACUGCCUAUUUCCUUUAUAAGGUAACCCGAGUCUCUGGUUUGGAAAUUGGCUUGCAAUGGGCAUAUUGGGGUCCCUGUCAAUGUAGGAACUACCUGUUUUAUUUCUAAAUCUCUGAUGUGCUAAGUCCGAUGGGGCUUGGUGAUAUGCCUCCUGUCUGCCUUUGUACAAUGACCAGGUCAAAAAAAGGCAUUAUAGAAACAUUCCUGCCCCAGCUUCAUCCUCAUCCAAUUUUCCAAAUGCUUGAUCCUUCUGGCCCAGUGGGCUAGUUGCCCUGUGCAAAAAAUAACUGGUGUCCAAAAGGGUUUCCAAAGAAAGCCGCUCAGUUGGAUCCAACCCUGGUUUUCUGAAAGGUUUAUUAGUGAUGGAUAAACUUCAAAGGGACCACAGAGGCAGUAAGUUCAGAUACUUAUCUCAAUCCCUUGGGGUUCUUGGGUAAAUUGUUCCCAUGAGAUUUCUGAAACUCCACUUUUCUGUAUGGGCCUGAAAUAACCAUCUGGUAGCCAGGAGCAGAGGUGUGCUGAUAAGGAAAGGAAGGAGAUCCAUGGGGCCCCUCCCAAUCCCAUAGUGCUUCCAUUGGAGUUCUGAGGAAAGAGGCAGCUGGCUCCUGUUUCAUCCCCAUCAGGGAUGCUUCGUUUACAUGAAUUCCAGGGUGCUCUGUUAGAAAACAAACACAAUCUUUGCAUCAAAGCAUUUGGCUAUGUUCUUGGAUACAGGAAGAGAGAGGAGACAAAUGCUAGCAUUUCUAUUGGAAGCCUGACUUCCAUUUGCCUACGUGGGCUGGGGUAUGUUAAUUGAAGACAUACCACUAUGAGGGACACAUUUGUGGGAAAGGGAAAAAAAAAAGCUGGGUACCAGCUAUCACGUUGGGUACAUUGGCAUAGAAGGUUGAGCUGGAGAAACUCUACUAGGAAGCUUGCAAUGCAUUCUCUUCAAAGGUUAAUAGAGAAUCCCUCUCAUAGCAGGAUGGCUCCUCACUUUAACAAGUCAAGUUAACUGCUAGUCUGGCGAUAAUUACCCUAUAGUCUAAAUUUGAAUCUUUUUUUGAUAGUCUGUCUCACUGAUGUUUAAAAUUGCUGCAUCAUCUUGGGCCAUACGGGACCAUGGGGAAAAAUUGAGCUUACCUUCUCUUGUUAAUGUGGUCAGUGGAAAAUCAGUUUAACCUCUCUCAAACUUGCUCAUCAGCUGCUCUGGUUUUGGGCAAAUGGCAUAGGAGUUGGGCAACCCCCAGAAAAGAGAUGGUCUCUGAAAGCUUUCCUUCUCUACUGGGGCAUUCUUUUCUGUUUUGUGUCUGCCUAAUUGGUUUUCAUCAUCCCAUCCAAAAAAGGCAAGGGGGACAUACUUGUUUGUCCAUGUUGUAAGGUCUCCAGCAGUAGGAUCCUUAAGUGAGGAAAUUGGAACAUUCACCCGAUGCUCUGUAAAGUGGAAAAAAGGCAGCCAGCUGCAUAAAGAGAAAGGGACUGAAUUUGAGGUCCUGUAAAAUUCAAAUCCUCUAGUAACAAUUUCCCCUGUGACUGAAAACUAGCCAGACUCCCUUAAAACUGGGAUUUCGCUUAUUGUCUGUUGACUCCUUGCAUGUCUGUGAGAUUUCAUUGUUUUGGUUGUUGUUCAUUAAUGGUUUCUGGGGAGGAAAAAAAGUCUAUAAAUUUACUUUCCAUGCCCUCCCAUAAUGGAAGGGAAAUGUUGCAAAA